AUCCAAAAGACUAAUAAACAGAGCUAUCAGAAUAGUAUUUCUGUUUUUCACAUGAUCGGAUUUGACUAAUUAGCUGUUAUUUUAGGUUGUAAUAAGAAGCAGAAAGUUAUUGUUGAAAUCUGACCAAUUAAUUUAAAAACAUACCAGCAGUUUAGUGUACAUUUAUGAAACUACUUAGAAAUGCUAAAUUAAUUCGUAUGAAUUGAAAUGUUGAUUGCCAUCUUGAAUAAAUAGACAUAAAAAAGACAUUUAUAGCCACAAAGAACAAAUAUUAAGCUACUGGAUCAAAAAGUUGUUGGGCAGUAUUUUUCGUGAAAUUGAAAAUUUUGGUUUGCGUUUGUAUUUAACUUCAGCCGCUGAGAAACCGUUCAAUGGGAUAUUUAUCGCACCGAUCUUAAGUACGAUGGGGGGAAAAAACUACAGGCCGCUUAUACGGAUACUGGCUACUCACGUGACGCGCGUCAUUAGAACGAGACUGGACGUCAUUCUGCAUGAAGAGAAUUCGCGAAACCUUCACUAAGGACAGCGGUUAAACGUUUAUGAUGUCAGCCUAUCCCAAGAACCACAAUCCUUUCGCCGACGAUGAUGAGGAGGAUAAUGAGGUCCAGAAUUUCGGGCGCGGCAGGGGCUAUGAAGACUCCACGGACAGCCACAUGAGCGAAGCCGAGAGGCGCCAGAAGUACCUGCAGCAGGAGGUUAUGAGGACAGCGCAGUCGGCCGUCGACAGCAGCCAGCGAUCCAUAGGGCUGAUUUACGACUCGGAAAAGAUGGGGAUAGACACUGCGGAGGAACUCAAGCGCCAAGGUGAGAUUUUGAAGAGGACAGAGAGAAUGGUGGACAACAUGGACGAGGACCUGAAGACUAGUCAGCGACACAUAAACACCAUCAAGAGCGUCUGGGGAGGCUUCGUCAACUACUUCAAAGCAAAGCCAGAGCCCAGUGCAGCCCCUGAGCAGCCCAUUGCAUAUGAGCCCAGCAGCAAACUCCUGGAUGCGCUCAGUCAGAGCCAAGGGCACCAAGACGAAUACCGACAGAGUCACCUCAACAUGACCACGUCAGGGUUUGGAGCUUCUGGGAUUUCCUCUGAGGAAUCCAUAUCCAGCCAGAAUGGUUACCCCAGGAACCAGCAAUUAAGAGCUAUUCACCAACAACUGGAUGACAAUUUAGGUAUGAUCUUUGAAAGAAAAGGAUUCUAUAUCUGUCCCAUAUAUAAUGGAAAUGUCAGAAUUCCACAGUUGUGGCUAAUUGUACCUGUGCUUACUAUUCAGACAUGUUUUACAUUUUAUGUGUAAUACCUUGACUGGUCCAGUAGGGGGUGCUGUUGCACUGACAGCUCCAGGGUUGUGGGCAAGUAUUGACAUAACUG
Paramormyrops kingsleyae is the source of this 1366-nucleotide messenger RNA. NCBI's taxonomy places the organism in Eukaryota, Metazoa, Chordata, Actinopteri, Osteoglossiformes, Mormyridae. The record is from RefSeq and is a predicted model, not a curated record.